Molecule: messenger RNA, 2493 nt
Organism: Spea bombifrons (plains spadefoot toad)
Lineage: Eukaryota; Metazoa; Chordata; Amphibia; Anura; Pelobatidae
Gene: DPY19L1
Product: dpy-19 like C-mannosyltransferase 1
Exons: 23
Coding region: 222-2465 (747 amino acids)
Cellular component (GO): nuclear inner membrane
Molecular function (GO): mannosyltransferase activity
Source: RefSeq, a predicted model, not a curated record
AUACCCGGACCAUUUAAAGACGACACAGUCAAAUUCACGAUCUCUUCCUCAGGCUUACCGACCUUCUGGGGCGGAGCGUUGGGAUAUGACGUCGUAUCCCGGCGUUUUGCACAAAGAGGAUGCUUACAGUGCGAGGACGAGAUAUCACAGAGAUUCUGGCUCUACGUCAAUAUUCGGGACUCGCUUGUUUCUGUUGAAUAUUGCUAAAUAUUUUUUUUAUUAUGGCUGUGGAAACAAGAUUAAAGCCAAAGGACCAGAGACAUCAUAAACAGCAACAUACUUCUCCCUCUUCAGAUGGUGGAACUGGAGAGAAGGAGUCUGGGAUUAGGCAAAGACACGGGUUAACAAGUCACACCACGACAAGAGCCAGAAACAGGACACACCACUGGGGUACUGAUCCCCACCAUCCCAAACAACGGACAACAACAGAACGCCUUUUCUUUUGUCAGGGUCUUAGUAAGGCUGCUAACCUAAAGACUUGGACCAUCCUCCUCUUUGCGGCCCUUGCAGGUAUUUUACACUGGAGCCAUAUAUCAACACUUUUUGAAAAUGACCGGCAUUUCUCUCACCUUUCAACACUGGAAAGAGAAAUGGCAUUUCGCACUGAGAUGGGCCUUUAUUAUUCCUAUUUUAAGACAAUUACUGAAGCUCCUUCAUAUUACUCUGGUUUACUGGCGAUUAUGAAUGAUAAUGUGACUGAAUAUCCUAAUGUGAUAAAUACCUUAAAGAGGUUUAAUCUCUAUCCUGAGGUAAUUUUGGCUAGUUGGUAUCGUAUUUAUACGACGACUAUGAACUCUCUAGGUUUUCAGACAAAGAUAUGUUGGAAAGUAAACCGUGGAGAUGAUCUUAGUCCUGUCGAUAGCUGUGAAGGCCUUGGUGAUCCUGCGUAUUUUUAUGUCACCAUGAUUUUUAUUUUAAAUGGAAUGAUGAUGUCAUUGUUCUACAUUUAUGGUACAUAUUUAAGUGGAAGUCGACUAGGAGGCUUUGUGACAGUUUUGUGCUUCUUUUUCAAUCACGGUGAAUGCACACGUGUGAUGUGGACUCCACCUCUUCGAGAGAGUUUUUCAUAUCCAUUUCUUGUUCUUCAGAUGUUCCUUUUGACGUACAUCCUAAGGACACCCAAUGUUGGUAGAAGAAGCUUGAUUGCGCUUUGUGUUUCAAAUGUGUUCUUCAUGCUUCCUUGGCAGUUUGCACAGUUUGUUCUUUUAACUCAGAUUGCCUCGUUAUUUGCCAUUUACAUUGUUGGAUUUAUUGACCAGGAGAAGAUUUUGAAUAUCUUGUAUACACAUAUGAUCUCACUGGGUUUGUGUUUUAUCCUGAUGUUUGGCAAUUCCAUGCUACUAACAUCAUAUUAUGCCUCUUCUCUCGCAGUUAUUUGUGUGAUAGCUAUGAGCAGAAAAGCAUUCUUGAAACUUCAGACCAAGGAAUUCGUACUUUGGAUAUUGCAGGUGAUUGCUUGGAUCUUCGGAACAAUUAUCUUAAAAGCUUUAACUUCCCUAUUGCUUGGGGUGAAAGAUGAUGCUCAUAUAGGCAACAUCCUGAAAUCAAAGUUUACCAGUUACAAGGACUUCGACACACUGAUGUAUACCUGUGCUCCGGAAUUUGAUUUUAUGGAAAAGGAGACUCCUUGGAGAUAUUUAAAGACACUCUUACUUCCAGUAGUUCUCCUCGUAUUUGCCACCAUUUGCUUGCGGGCUUUCAAAGAUAUUCAGAUUUUUGACAGACAAAAGACCAUUGAUCUAAAAGGACACAGACAUGAAAGGCAGGAGUAUUCUACCAGCGGAGAGCUGGUGUAUCACGCUUUGCAGCUAGUGGCAUUUGCCGUGCUUGCCAUUUUAAUUAUGAGACUAAAGCUGUUUCUCACUCCUCACAUGUGUGUCAUGGCUUCCUUGCUGUGUUCCAGGCAGCUUUUUGGAUGGAUCUUCAAUAGAUUUCAACCUCAUCUUUUUCUCUUCGCUAUGAUGGCUCUAAUGACAAUACAGGGUUUCACCAACCUACAGAAUGAAUGGAACAUAAAAGGAGAGUUUAGCAAUUUACCUCAGGAAGAACUAUUAGAAUGGAUACAGACAAACACAAAGUCUAAUGCAGUUUUUGCUGGAGCUAUGCCCACAAUGGCCAGUGUUAAACUAUCAACAGGUCGACCUAUUGUAAAUCAUCCACACUAUGAAGAUGCAGGUUUAAGAGCAAGGACAAAAAUGGUGUAUUCCAUGUAUAGUCGGAAGCCAGCUAAGGAAGUGAAAAGGAUUCUGCGUAAACUAGGAGUCCAGUAUUUUAUCCUGGAAGAUGCCUGGUGUACAAGAAGACCAAAGCCUGGAUGCAGCAUGUCAGAGAUAUGGGAUAUUGAAGAUCCUGCAAAUGCUGGAAAACCUCCGUUGUGUUCCAUUAUGGCUAAAGAAUUUGUUCCACAGUUUCAGACAUCAUUCCAAAACAGUGUUUACAAAGUGUUAAAACUUUUAAACGACUAAACAAAAUAAAACAGUUUAUUUUCUUUUG